Messenger RNA from Cuscuta epithymum, 756 nucleotides. NCBI's taxonomy places the organism in Eukaryota, Viridiplantae, Streptophyta, Magnoliopsida, Solanales, Convolvulaceae. The record is from the annotation of a GenBank genome assembly.
AAAUUGAUAAUGGUUAAGGCCUCAGUGAACAAGCGAGGAAGCUUUCAGGAGGGUUCGAGGCUUCUGAUUUUGGCAGGGGACAUGUUUAGCAAGGGGAAGAUAGGGUGCUGCAGAAUGUUGAAGACGAAGCCGAGCUGUUAUUCUUUGGCAGUUUGGGAACGAGUUUUGACGAAACAGAUUGCUAUUGGUGAAAGCAUGGAGGUUCUGGUGGUCGACAUCGUGCUGUCGGACUGGAAAAUCAAAUUUCAGGGGUUCAUUGGUGGCCUAUGUGUGAAAGAAGACGAAGGGAUGUUGAUCCGUCCACCUCCAGAACCGCCGCCUUGGAGGAAUUCUGCGACUAGGGUUUGGACGAGUAUUUCUAUUUCUACUGAGUCGAUUGUGUUUUGUUUUUAUUUUAUAUCGAUUGUGUUUUGUUGCUUAUUUAUUUUAUGUUGUAAGACUUUUGCACUUGGAUUGGGGGAUGAGAGGUCUGUGGUAAUCGUCGUGAUUUUGAAUAUGCCCAAGUUAGGAUUAGCGAGUUAUAUUGCUUUGUCAAAGGUGAUUAACUCAGAGUCUCGUCCACGGGCGUAUGGUUACAUGUGGUCCUUUUGUUAUUUCAACCCCUUUCUGAGUGCUUUUUAUGAAUGAAUGUCCGUUCGAAGAUAAAAAAAACUAGGAUCUUGUUUUUAUAGAAUAGAUGUCCUUAAAUUUAAACUAUUGAAUUGUUCUAUUAUUUAUUUGUCCGAGUUAAGAUAAGUUAUUUAAAAAACUUUUUCC